Messenger RNA from Pristis pectinata (smalltooth sawfish), 1920 nucleotides. RefSeq names its product follicle-stimulating hormone receptor-like. Gene Ontology annotation, biological process: follicle-stimulating hormone signaling pathway; male gonad development. The transcript is spliced from 6 exons. Lineage: Eukaryota; Metazoa; Chordata; Chondrichthyes; Rhinopristiformes; Pristidae. The record is from RefSeq and is a predicted model, not a curated record. Gene Ontology annotation, cellular component: membrane. Bases 1 to 1920 code for a protein of 639 amino acids. Gene Ontology annotation, molecular function: follicle-stimulating hormone receptor activity; G protein-coupled receptor activity.
AUGCAGGCAGCACUGGCGAUCGGAAUCAAACUCGGCUCCCUGAAGUUGCGAGUGCUGCUCUCUGCUGUGCUGCUCUUCUUGUCGUUUGUCGCAACUCAUCCCAAGGGCUGUUCUUUGCUACGUCAAGUGCAGAAGAAGGUGAGAAAACUUCCAAUUCCGGCACAUACUCAACUGGUUGAACUGAUGACAGUGAGUGAAUUCCGAGACAAUAUAAACAUGCACAUCAUUCCAUCUAAUGCUUUCCAGGGAUUAAGCACUGGGACAUUAAAUAUAAAGUUGAUUAAUAAUGACCUCACAGAAGUACAAAGUCAUGCAUUUAAUGGAACAGAUUUAGAUCAGCUUAAUCUCACAGGUAAUCAAAAUCUACAGAAAUUGCAUGAUGAUGUUUUCAUGGGAGCAACAGGACCAACAGUUCUGGAUAUUUCCAGAACCAGCAUUAAUGUGCUUCCAAUUCAUGGUUUGAAGUCUGUUAAGAAGCUCAUAGCUCAGUCCACCGUCAACUUAAAAAAGUUGCCACCUCUGGAUAACUUUGUAGAACUAAGAGAGGCAAGCAUGACAUAUCCGAGCCAUUGCUGUGCUUUUGAAAAUGAAAAUGCCAAGAAGCGAAAAGAAAUACAAUGGUCUGCAUUUUGUAACAAGCUGUAUAGCAACAUCAGUUUCUUGAGGGAAUUUGAGAUAAGUUCCUUGCAUUCGAAAAGAUCUUUGCAGAUGAACUCAUCAUUACCUCAACAAUAUGCCUUCCUUGAAAAUGAGGCAUGGUUUGACUUAAAUGAAGAUGAACCUUUUUUUGACUAUGGCUUCUGCACAAAUGUGGUUGAUGUGAUCUGUAAUCCAAAGGCGGAUGACUUCAAUCCAUGUGAAGACAUUGUGGGGAAAGACAUCCUGAGGGUCAUAAUAUGGCUGAUGAAUAUUCUUGCUAUUGUAGGGAAUGUCGCUGUUCUCAUAGUCUUAUUAACCAGUCACUAUAAACUUACAGUCCCACGAUUUCUCAUGUGUAAUCUGGCCUUUUCUGACUUUUGCAUGGGUCUCUAUUUGUUGCUUAUUGCUUCUGUAGAUAUCCAAACAAAAGGUCAGUACUAUAACUAUGCCAUAGACUGGCAGACUGGUGCUGGCUGUGCAUCUGCUGGGUUCUUCACUAUCUUUGCCAGCGAACUCUCAGUGUACACACUGACUGCAAUUACCCUGGAAAGAUGGCAUACUAUAACUUAUGCCAUGCAGUUGGACAGAAAACUCCGUCUGAGGCAUGCCAUUAUGAUUAUGAUUGGUGGUUGGAUGUUUUCAUUUACUGUUGCAGUGCUACCUCUUAUAGGAAUCAGUAAUUAUAGGAAAGUUAGCAUCUGCCUCCCAAUGGACAUCAAUUCCCCAGUCUCUCAAGCUUAUAUUAUUUUCAUUUUGAUUUUAAAUGUUAUUGCAUUUUUACUAAUUUGUUUUUGCUACAUUAAAAUCUAUUUAACAGUUCGAAAUCCCAACUUUAUUUCUACAAAUAGUGAUACAAAAAUCGCUAAACGCAUGGCUGUGCUAAUCUUUACAGAUUUCAUUUGCAUGUCACCAAUAUCUUUCUUUGCUAUUUCAGCAGCUCUGAAAGUUCCUUUUAUCACUGUGUCCAAUUCCAAGAUUCUCCUGGUUCUGUUUUACCCAAUCAAUUCUUGCGCCAAUCCCUUCCUGUACGCAAUUUUCACUAAGACAUUUCGCCGAGAUUUCUACAUUCUUUUAAGCAGGUUUGGCUGCUGUGAAAUGAAAGCACAGCUCUACAGAACAGAAACAACAUCAUCAAUUCACAAUUCCAAUGUGAGAAAUGGUGCUUUGGUUACUGCAUCACAGUUUGGUCAAGGGAUGGCUUACACAGAGCUUCUGGUAGCCAAUAAUCGCCAGCAGCAUGAAGCUCCAUCUCAGUUCUCAAGAGUAUCAUCAAACAGUUAA